This is a messenger RNA of Lachancea mirantina, 1107 nucleotides long. NCBI's taxonomy places the organism in Eukaryota, Fungi, Ascomycota, Saccharomycetes, Saccharomycetales, Saccharomycetaceae. The record is from the annotation of a GenBank genome assembly.
AUGUUGAGAGCAUCUUUUAAACAAUUUGCCCAUCGUGGCUAUUCUACCGCUGCCAAAUCUUUGAAAAUUGGUCUAAUUCCAGGUGAUGGAAUUGGAAGAGAGGUUAUUCCUGCGGGAAAGUUGGUUUUAGAUACUUUGGGUCCCAAACACGGGCUUAAAUUCGACUUUAUUGACCUCGAAGCGGGUUGGAAAACGUUCCAGGAAACUGGUAAAGCUUUGCCCGAUGAAACUGUGGACAUUUUGAAAAACGACUGCCAAGGUGCGCUUUUUGGUGCUGUUCAAUCGCCUACGACCAAAGUCGAAGGUUAUUCUUCGCCCAUUGUUGCCCUGCGUAAGAAAUUGGGUCUUUAUGCCAAUGUGCGUCCAGUCAAAUCCGUUGAGGGCGCUGACGAUAGACACGUCGACAUGGUUAUCGUGAGAGAAAACACUGAGGAUCUUUAUAUCAAGACGGAAAGAACCUAUAUCGAUGAAAAGACCGGAACCAGAGUCGCAGAAGCAAUCAAGCGUAUCUCCGAGACUGCAACUAGAAACAUCGCUACUAUUGCUUUAGAUAUUGCUCUACAGAGAAAGCAGGUUUACGGUAAAGCCACCCUUACGGUGACUCACAAGUCGAACGUGUUGUCGCAAAGUGACGGGCUCUUUAGAGAGAUUUGCAAGCAAGUCUAUGAUUCCAACCAAGAGAAAUACGGAUCCAUUGGCUACAAUGAGCAAAUUGUGGACUCAAUGGUGUACCGUAUGUUUAGAGAACCAGAAUGUUUUGACGUUGUAGUGGCACCAAACCUGUACGGUGACAUUUUGUCCGAUGGUGCUGCUGCUUUGGUUGGUUCUUUGGGUGUAGUGCCUAGUGCCAACGUAGGGUUUGAUUUUGUCAUUGGUGAACCGUGCCAUGGCUCCGCGCCCGAUAUUGCUGGGAAGGGUAUUUCAAACCCAAUUGCCACGAUUAGAUCCACCGCGCUAAUGCUUGAAUUUAUGGGACAUGCGAAAGCAGCACAAGAUAUUCACAAAGCGGUCGACGCCAAUUUGCGCGAGGCUCAAAUAAAGACCCCAGACUUAGGAGGAAAGUCUUCCACUAAGCAAGUCACCGAGGACAUUUUGUCUAGAUUAUAA